Penicillium pulvis is the source of this 525-nucleotide messenger RNA. Its product is annotated as scytalone dehydratase. Gene Ontology annotation, biological process: melanin metabolic process. Gene Ontology annotation, molecular function: scytalone dehydratase activity. The record is from RefSeq and is a predicted model, not a curated record. The transcript has 2 exons. The coding region runs from base 1 to 525 and encodes 174 amino acids. NCBI's taxonomy places the organism in Eukaryota, Fungi, Ascomycota, Eurotiomycetes, Eurotiales, Aspergillaceae.
AUGUCUGACCUCUUCGACAUCUACAUACCAGACAAUCUUCGAUUUCAAGAUUACAUUGCUAUUGUUCAGACGGCUCGGAUCUGGGCGGAUGGUUAUGAUCGGAAAAGCUUUCCCCGACUACUUGCCGCGCUGGCUCCAAAAGUCACGGUCGACUACACAUUGAUUGUGUCUGGGUGGGGAAGAGAAGAAUACACUGCGCAUGACUUCGCCUCUAAAUGGCUGUCCGCCGAACACCUGGGCUUGAAGCCACUGGCAACACAGCACCUCCUCGCUCAGCCAUACUUUAAGUAUGUAGGAGAAGGCGAGAUCGUCGUGGAAUGGCAACAGCUGGCUAGUCACGGUCGCCGUGACAAUGAACAUCGAGAUACAUCGGGCUCAAUCACUGAGACUAGCGAUGGACGCACCUACAUGGAACAUAAAUUUGUGAAAGUCGAUGGGAAAUGGAAGAUUGCGCGCAUUACACCAUCGUUGAUCUAUCAGACUGGCGAUUUUAUGCAUAUCAGGCGACCUGUGGAUAGCGAGUGA